Mustela erminea (ermine) is the source of this 2839-nucleotide messenger RNA. RefSeq names its product collagen alpha-1(III) chain-like. NCBI's taxonomy places the organism in Eukaryota, Metazoa, Chordata, Mammalia, Carnivora, Mustelidae. The record is from RefSeq and is a predicted model, not a curated record. The transcript is spliced from 3 exons. The coding region runs from base 1 to 1011 and encodes 336 amino acids.
AUGGGCGCGAGGGCCGCCGAGGCCGGAGCGGGAGCCGAGCGGCUACGGGCCGGGGAGGGGCCUGCGGGCUUGAAGCGGGAAGAGGGCAGGGGCGGGCAGGGGGUCCGGGGUCCGCAGCCGCUCUGCCGCGUCCGCCCGAGGAGACGCGUGGCCCGAGGGGCGGUUCCCUGCCGAGGCCCGCGCCGACCUGGGCCGCCCGAGAGCCUCGACAGGGACCGUUUGCUCCCUCGGGGCCCGGGCACUGUACCGGGGGCUCCUGCGGCCGCGGAGUCGCCGGCGGCCGGACGCGGGGCUGAGCAAGGCGGGACUCGAACGCGCGGACUGGACGCUGCGAUCCCCGUCGGCCCCGCGGAGGACCGAGCUGCAGGCGGACCGCGGCGGAAGGGGAUUCGGAGGUGGCCGCCGGCCGUGACCCCUGCUGGAGGACGGGCGGGGGCGCGGCGCGGGCGUCGCUGCUGCGGGGGCCGGAGCCUGGUGCCGCCCGGGAGAGGAGCCUCCGCGGGGCCUCCCCGGCGCUCGCCCGGGCCCGAGCCCUUGGUUUCCCUAGAGGCUCCCCGGGUCUGCGCUCAUCGCGGCCUGGAGCUCCGGCCGCGCGCCCUUCCCCUCGGCCGCCGCCUCGCUUCGCUCGCGCAGUUGUGCAGACCCGAGUGUCCCGGCCCCUCCUCCUCGGCCCGUCCUGCUGCCCCACCGAGGCCUCCGCCCUCGCCGCCUCUGGAGGUGUUCCUCGAGCUCGAGAGGCGCAUGUGUCUACUGUCCGCACCGGACAGUCCUCGAUUCGUGGGGCUUUUCCCCUUAGUGUCCCACGUGCGUGCUUGUAGUAAGCUCGUCUCGUCUCCUUGUCCAGCUUCUGACCUGUCAGACUUCCGAGGGGCCUGCCGUGGAGGACAGCGGCAGGGCCUGUGUGUCCCCCCACCAGCCUCCAGACUCCGUUCUAAACCAGUUUUCUUUAUGAAUGCUCAGGGGCAGGACUUAGUUCUUAAAACUACCUUGGUUACGGCUGUUGGCAAAUAAGUAGAUAGUUUGCAGGUGGCCCCGUGAAGAAAGAAGUUACAGAUGAGAAGCGGGCGUGAGAACGGACCCUGUGAUGCCGGGACUGCCAUGUGCCUGGAGCCUCACAAGACGGACAGUCCUGGGAAUAAACAGUAGAUUCGCAAGAAGUUUUAUGCUUUUAGCUUCUACAAUUGGGCCCAUGAUCAAGUUAGGUUUUGGGGAUGGUGUGAGAUAAAAAUCAGAGUUCUCCCCUUCCACGGAUGGACAGCUCUUUGAUGCAAAGACUAAGCCUGAGUUCCCUUGGCGCCUUUGCUGCAGGUGGCGCAGCUGCAUGCGGUUAUGCUCCCGCUCCGUUAGGCUCGUCUGGGUCCGUCUCUGGCUUCAGAGCGAGUCUCUAAAUUAGGACACUUAGCUCUCCAGUGGCUCUUUCACAAGUUGCUUUGACUCAACUUCCAUAUGCAUUCUAAGACGAGCUCACCGCUGUGUGAAGGAGACCCUGCCGGAACUCGCGCGUGGGACUGAACGCACCCAUCGGGGGAAAAGAGACCCUGACCUGGUGCAGCUCUUUGAUUCUUUGAAUUGUUUUCAGCGAUACUUCACGGUUUCCGGCGUCUGUGUUUUUGUGCAGUCUGUAACUCCGGCAUUCCACACAUUCUGGAUACUGUUGUGAAUGGGGUUGCACCUUUGAAUUUCAUUCUCCAGUUGUUGCUUGAAUGUGCAAAUAGAGUGGACCUUGGCUUAGCCACCUCUCCUGACUUUGCGGGGUUGGCGUACCUGCUCUAGCGGUAGCUUUGUUCUACCCACACGCUCCUGUCACGUGUGACCACUACUUCACAACUCCUUCCCACCUGUAUGUGUUUCCUUUCUCUUUCCGGGCUCAGCGCAGCGGCGACCGCCUGUCCUGGCUGCGGAGGGAAAGCUUUCAGUCUGUUACAUUCAGCAUGUCAGCUUCAGUCCGUAGAUUGCAAAUGUCCUUUCCGGGCUUAGGGAAGCUCCUUUCCAUUCCUAGUUUGCUGGGAGUUAAGUCAACAGUGUUUGAUGUCAUCGAUGCUGCUGUUUUUGAGAUGAUUAUGUUUUUAUUUCUUUUUUAGAUUUUUAAAUGUUAAGUUAACCUUGCACUUCUGCACCAAAUUGUACUUGGUUUUGGUGUAAUCCGGAUUUUGUAUAUUGCUGGAUUCAAAUGGCUAGUAUUUGGUGAAGAGCUACUGGUCAUUUUCUUUUCUUGUAAUAUUUCUCUCUGGGAUAAUGCUGGACUCAUAAAAUUGUUGUGAGGUAUCCUGUCCUGUGUGUCUGAAAGACUCUAAGAUAGGUGUUGCUUCUUCCUUAAAAGUUUAGUAGAAUUCACCAGGUACACCCUCCAGUUCUGAUCUUUUUUUUUUUUUUCCUCUGAAAGAUUUAAAAUGUCAGAUUGAACUGCUUUGUUUCUUUCCGUGUCCAUCUGGACAGCUUGUGAAUCUCAGGGAAUGUGGCCAUACCACUUUUUACCAGUGUGAACGACUCACAGCCUUCUCCGUAGGUACAGUGACCAUGUCCUUUCAGUCCUGGUAUCCACAAUUUUCAUUCCCUCUCCUUCAGCCAGUCUGACUAGAGGCUCAUCAGUUUUGUGGGUCUUCCGUAUCUGCUCGUUUUCUAGUUCUUUAAUUUCUACUUUUAUUAUUUCCUUCCAUUUAUUUUGGUCUUAAGUUGUUCCUCUCUAGUUUUUAAAGGUGGAUGCUUACAUCAACGUUAAUUAAACCUUUCAUUUUUAAUGUAAACGUUUGAAGCUAUAAAUUUUCCUGUAAUUCUUUAGUUGUUUUUUAAAAUAAACCUUUACAUGGUGUGUUUUCCUAGUCACUCAAAAUAUUUUCUA